AAACAGCAGCACGCGCUGUGGUGUGUGGUAUUGUUGAUCGCUGGUUGGAGCUGCUCGGUUAUUUGCGUUGAUGACACAAUGACAAAAGGAUUUCACCGCGUCCGCUCCUGCACUGGUGAAGCGGUGAAGCGAAAUUAGAAGAAAGUACCCAGCGGGAAAGAACUAUCGAACAAAAACUGGUACCCGAAAAAGUGCGUGUGCGUGUUUGUAUUUGUGUGUGUGUUUUUGUGUGACAUUCCCAGUGUGAUUUGCAGUCGGAGUUUUCUAUUGUGUCGUCGUCGUUGCUUCACAGUCGUGUCAGUACGUCCCUUGCCCCCAUCCCCCCUCCACCCUGAGCAUACGAUGCGUUGAAGUGGCGUGGGAAGUGUCCGGAUUGGCUCUUGUGGUUAGUAGUAUUAUUACUCGCGUUGUGCUGCGUGUGUUGUGUGUGCCAUCUUUCGUGAUUUGUUAUAUAAUUGCGUGCACUGCACGUAUGUUUUCCAUCGGCCCAGUACCUGCCGACAGUCGUACAUGUGUGUGUGUGCGUGUGUGCACUUCAAUGCCAUGUGGUGCCACCCUACGACCCACCAGCAGUGAUUCAAACGCGAGCGCACAAAGCGCCUUCUCACUGUCAACCCAGCUCCUGCCAGUUGUGUUGUGUUGAUCGGCCGGGGAUCGCUAAAUCGUGAAAAGUAGGCCUCGAAUUCGUCAUCCGCAUUGGGAAGGGAGACAGACAGGCAGGACAGAGAGAAAGUUCCGAAGUAAACAAAGUCAGUCAGACACAAUUCUGCAUGUGAUAGUGCACAUUAGUGAAGGUACGUUUUGUACGUGUGUACGUUUGUGUGUGUGUUUGUGAGAGUGCAUUUUUGUUUGUGUCGAAAGUUCCCGUGCCGUCUCGUGUCUGUCUGGGCUGGGCACACAACCGCAAACCCGUAACGCAGCGCCCUAGCGCCCAGUGCAGCAAACCGGAAGUGCCCAGCGUGCGUCACAUUCCCCCUCCGCCGCGUCAGCGUGAUGUACGCGAUGAAACCGAUUCCGGUACAGCAGCUGCCGACGCAGCAACAGCAGCAGCAGAUGGCCAUGCCGCGACAACCGAAGAUGACGCCGAUCACGGACGACUACGACAUCUCCAACACGGUGCUCGGGCUCGGCAUCAACGGCAAGGUGGUGCAGUGCACGAGCAAGUCCACCGGCCAAAAGUAUGCCCUCAAGGUACUGCACGACAAUGCCAAGGCCCGGCGCGAAGUGGAGCUACAUUGGCGGGCGAGCGGAUGCCGAAACAUUGUAAAUGUCAUCGAUGUGUACGAGAAUAGCUACGGCGGCAAUCGAUGCUUGCUCGUCGUUAUGGAAUGCAUGGAGGGUGGCGAACUAUUCCAACGAAUUCAAGAAAGACAGGAUGGCCCUUUCACGGAACGAGAGGCCGCCCAAGUCAUGCAUGAAAUCUGUGUCGCUGUCAAGUACUUGCACGAUUCCAACAUCGCACACCGUGAUCUCAAGCCGGAAAACCUGCUGUACACGUCGCCCCACCCGAACGCCAUACUAAAACUGACCGAUUUUGGCUUCUCGAAGGAAACGUUCAUCAAGGACACGCUGCAGACGCCCUGCUACACGCCGUACUACGUCGCGCCGGAAGUGCUGGGGCCGGAGAAGUACGACAAGAGCUGUGAUAUUUGGUCGCUCGGUGUUAUCAUGUACAUUCUGUUGUGCGGAUUUCCUCCGUUUUACAGCAACCAGGGGCUAGCUAUCUCGCCCGGCAUGAAAGCCCGCAUCCGCACCGGACAGUACGACUUCCCGAACCCGGAGUGGAAGAAGGUUAGCCAGGCGGCCAAGGACCUGAUCAAGGAUAUGCUGAACGUGGAGCCGGAGAAGCGGCUCACCAUUGAGCAAGUGAUGAUGAACCCUUGGAUUCGGCGCUACACCGAGGUGCCCCAAACUCCGCUACACACCGGGCGCAUGCUGAAGGAGGGCGAAGAAAUUUGGCCCGAGGUGCAGGAAGAGAUGACCCGCUCGCUGGCCAACAUGCGGGUCGAUUAUGAGAUGCACAUCAAGAAUCUGGACAGCUCAAACAAUGCACUGCUCAACAAGCGGCGAAAGCGCGUGGAAGAAAAGGCUGCCCCCAAAGAAUAAUGCGCGACUGGCCGGACGGCGCAGCAUCCUCCUCCUGUGGCGGCCCACGUUGCGGUCGCCUACUAUUUCCCGCUGGUCGCCUUUUGUUUGCUCGUGGGCUGGUUUUUCGUUUGCGGCGGGGGCAAGUAGGCGCUGAGACGGUGCCGCCAGCCAGACAGCCAGCAAAAGCCAGCCGUCGCUUUUUCGGGUCGAUUAUUCUGGUGUGCAUCGCAUCGGGGUCGUCCCCAUUCCCUUUUCCCGGUACGAGGGGGAAGGGCCGAUUUUCCCUCCCUAUUUUACUCUGCUGAAAAGUUAGAAAAAAAAGACUAGUAUUUAAUCAGUGUUUAAGCAUUUUAACGAAAACAAUCAGUUGCUUUUUUUAAAUCAUUUUAUUCGAAGGCACUACUCGCGAUUCUAGCGCGAGUUUUCGCUCUCAAGCAAGUGGAUUUAGGGUUUUUUUUUAAAUUUUUUAACGGAAUGGAAUAAUCGAAAAGACGAACGGAACGAGAACAGCAAAAAAACCCAAACCUUUUUACAUAUACCGGACACAAAUUGACUGCUGCUGACGUCACUGUCCCCGGCUGCUUACCGUUGAGUACACCAGUUGGGGUCGCGCUAUUUGGCCGCAGUACAGUUACCGCAAUACAUCACAUUUAUAGAGAUAUAUAUAAACAAUGUAUAAAUAUUUACAAUGGUGCUGCUGCUGAUGCCUCUCAGCUUCUUGUUGCUAAAAUGGAGCCCCUGUUAUAAUGCAGUGGGAAACUGCCACGCAUUUGGAGAGGGGACAAUGAAUGAGGAAGAAAAGUUCUAUAUAUUUUUUCAAAUCGUGACCGUUAUUAACGCACUAUAGGAGACAGUUUUUCCCGAUGCGGAUAGAGAUGUAUAGCUUGAUAAUGAACAGAAAAAAAAACACAAACACACACACAUUUUAAACGCUAGAUUAAAUACGUAGAACCGCGACAAGACAAGAUAAGGUAGGCAGGAAUUGACGAAGCGAGGUAGGAUAAACAAACAAACAAACAAACGAAAAAAUCGCCCACGCGUACAGGAAUCGAAAAUAUAUGUAUAUGCUAAAAACAAACAAAAAUGAGGAAACAAUAAUCAGUGUUUUGGGAGGGGAAAAUAAAUAGGAAAACAAAACAUAAAAAAAAACAAUUUCUAGCUUAAGCUUUUUGGCGUUUAAAGGCAACAAAAACGAGGAAAAACAGACGAAAAUAAUACAAAAUCGGCUUAACAAAAUCACUCGAUAAUCAGUAAUAAAUGCUCCUGGCGUUGUGCUCCCGAUUGUAUUGUGGCCACCCAGGGAAGACGGGCCAUUUUCAUCCAUCCAUCCAUCAACACAAAACGGAGAAAGAUAUAGGGAAAGUAGGACCUUGUCUUACCGAACAUCAAGAGCGAGAGAUGAGGGGCAACAAAUCGAACAAAACGGAAAGACUUAAUCUCAAAAUGUCGAACUACCUUUACCCCCGGAGGGGGGGGGGGGAUACGAAAGCAAGAAGAGAAAAGUUUUCAAUAUAUUACAACAAGGCGAAUUGCAACGUUUGCCAAUGCCAUCAAGGGCGAUCACGUCCUACAUGAAACAUGAAAUUUGUCAAUUUAUAUCUUCUCCUAUCCCGUUUACUCUUUCACGUUGAAUAAACUACAAUAUCUUACUAAUCGCUUUCCUCAUCGGUUUGCAUUUAGGGGAA
This is a messenger RNA of Anopheles coluzzii, 3773 nucleotides long. RefSeq names its product MAP kinase-activated protein kinase 2 (gene MAPk-Ak2). The record is from RefSeq and is a predicted model, not a curated record. The transcript has 7 exons. Gene Ontology annotation, biological process: protein autophosphorylation; peptidyl-serine phosphorylation; intracellular signal transduction. Gene Ontology annotation, molecular function: mitogen-activated protein kinase binding; calcium/calmodulin-dependent protein kinase activity; ATP binding. The coding region runs from base 994 to 2106 and encodes 370 amino acids. Gene Ontology annotation, cellular component: nucleus; cytoplasm. NCBI's taxonomy places the organism in Eukaryota, Metazoa, Arthropoda, Insecta, Diptera, Culicidae.